AUGUCUCAAUCAACAUCCACCAGCUUCUCCGCCGAGGCGGUGCCCCAAGCUCCAGAGGAUCCCCUCUUCGGACUGAUGGCAGCUUACAGAGCCGACUCCUUCGACAAGAAAGUAGAUCUGGGAAUUGGCGCCUACAGAGACAACGACGCCAAACCCUGGAUCCUACCUGUCGUCAAGAAGGCAGAGGAGAUCCUCCGCCGGGACCCCGCCUUGAACCACGAAUACCUCCCCAUUGCCGGCCUCAGCACCUUCACAUCCGCCGCUGCAAAGCUGAUUCUGGGCGCUGAUUCUCCAGCCAUUGCUGAGAAGCGCACAUGCUCCAUCCAAACCAUCUCUGGGACUGGAGCAGUGCAUUUGGGUGCUCUCUUCCUCGCCAAAUUCUACCCCGGCCAUCCCAAGGUCUACUUCAGCAACCCAACCUGGGCCAACCACAACCAGAUUUUCUCCAAUGUGUCUGUUCCCAUCGGUACCUACCCUUACUUCUCGAACUCCACAAAGGGUCUUGAUUUUGCUGGAAUGAAGAAUGCGAUCUCCGAAGCUCCUGAUCACAGCAUCAUCCUUCUUCAUGCCUGCGCACAUAAUCCGACUGGUGUCGACCCGACCCAAGAACAAUGGAAGGAACUAGCGGCUCUUCUGAAACAAAAAUCACACUUUCCCUUCUUCGACUGUGCAUACCAAGGUUUUGCAUCUGGUGAUCUUGCGAAGGACGCCUGGGCUGUGCGGUACUUUAUCGAGCAAGGAUUUGAGCUCUGCAUUGCUCAAUCUUUCGCUAAGAACUUCGGCCUCUAUGGUGAACGAGCUGGCUGCUUCCACUUUGUGACGGGCUCAGGUUCGGAUGCCCAGAAGACGAUUGGCAGAAUUGCCUCACAACUCGCUAUUCUCCAGCGAUCCGAGAUCUCGAAUCCGCCGGCGUAUGGUGCGAGAAUUGCAGGACUUAUACUGAAUGAUGAAACUCUGUUCAAAGAAUGGGAGGAGGAUUUAAGAACCAUGGCAGGGAGAAUUAUUGCCAUGCGAAAGGCGUUGAGGGCAAAGUUAGAAGAGAUGGGAACACCAGGCACCUGGAACCACAUCACCGAUCAAAUAGGCAUGUUCUCGUUCACAGGCCUGUCAGAGAAGCAGGUCCUGGAGCUGAGAAAUGUUGCUCACGUCUAUAUGACGAAGAAUGGACGUAUUAGCAUGGCUGGCUUGAAUACCCAUAAUGUUGACUACUUCGCCAAGGCUGUGGACAAGGUUGUUAGAGAGACGCAGGGUUGA
Hyaloscypha bicolor E is the source of this 1254-nucleotide messenger RNA. RefSeq names its product PLP-dependent transferase. The coding region runs from base 1 to 1254 and encodes 417 amino acids. The record is from RefSeq and is a predicted model, not a curated record. NCBI's taxonomy places the organism in Eukaryota, Fungi, Ascomycota, Leotiomycetes, Helotiales, Hyaloscyphaceae. Gene Ontology annotation, cellular component: cytosol. Gene Ontology annotation, biological process: L-aspartate biosynthetic process. Gene Ontology annotation, molecular function: L-aspartate:2-oxoglutarate transaminase activity; pyridoxal phosphate binding. The transcript is spliced from 2 exons.